CAAUCUGAAGUCAUUUCUUAUCACGUGACCGGUGACUAGAGUUACAUCAUCGUCACAAUUUCACCAAAAUAAUCACAAUUAUCACAAGGAAGUACGCAAAUUCGUCAAAAACAAUUAUUUUGUAAUUUUUAAAUCACAUGUUUGACCCCCGCAAAUUUUUAAUCAACAUCAAUCUGUAACCACUUCCUAGCACCUGUCACCUGUCACCCUUUGAGGUUAUCUGUACAAUGUCGUGGAUUGUGAGCUCCUCGUUGUCUCAUUUCCAGCGUUUUUGCGUGAAUGUGAUAAAAUGCGGCCCUAUUCCGCGCCACAUCGCGUUCAUAAUGGACGGCAACCGGCGCUACGCCACCAAAAACAAAGUCGAGAAGGCCGAAGGCCACAUCAAAGGUUUCGAUAAACUGGCCGAGACCCUGCAAUGGUGUCUGGAAUUGGGGGUCAAGGAAGUGACCGUUUACGCCUUCAGUAUCGAGAAUUUCAAACGGAGUCGCGAGGAAGUCGACACUUUGAUGAAAUUAGCCACGGAAAAGUUCCAACAAUUGUUGGACGAAAAAGAGAAGAUUAUGAGUGAGGGGGUGUGCAUUCGGAUUAUCGGGAAUUUGGGGCUGCUUUCCCCCGAGUUGAGGAGACUAACAGCGCAAGCGGAGUUAAUGACCAAAGACAAUAACAAGGCGUUUCUCAACGUUGCCUUUUCGUACACUUCUAGAGACGAGAUUUUUAAUACAGUGAAAAGGAUAGUCAAGGGGGUGCAAGACGAAGUCCUGGACGUGGAGGACAUCGACGAAGACUUGAUCUCGGGGGCCCUGUACACAAAUUGCAGUCCCGAUCCCGAUUUAAUAGUCCGCACUUCGGGGGAAGUGCGAUUCAGUGAUUUCCUUUUGUGGCAAAUCUCAAACAGUUUCAUCAGUUUUACUAAAGUUUUGUGGCCCGAAUUUUGCAUCUGGCAUCUCUUAGCGUGUAUUUUCUACUACCAAAGGUCCUACAAAGACUUACAACACAAAAAAAGACUUGUAAAAAACAAACGGGUUCAAAAUUUUCUACACGAAUUGCAACAUCAAAAACUUACGCAACUGGAAAGUUACGCAUAAAUAAAUUAUUUCAUUAUUA
Molecule: messenger RNA, 1104 nt
Organism: Tribolium madens (black flour beetle)
Lineage: Eukaryota; Metazoa; Arthropoda; Insecta; Coleoptera; Tenebrionidae
Gene: Dhdds
Product: dehydrodolichyl diphosphate synthase complex subunit DHDDS
Exons: 1
Coding region: 228-1085 (285 amino acids)
Biological process (GO): polyprenol biosynthetic process
Cellular component (GO): endoplasmic reticulum; dehydrodolichyl diphosphate synthase complex
Molecular function (GO): ditrans,polycis-polyprenyl diphosphate synthase [(2E,6E)-farnesyl diphosphate specific] activity
Source: RefSeq, a predicted model, not a curated record